This is a messenger RNA of Tarenaya hassleriana, 1943 nucleotides long. Its product is annotated as probable receptor-like protein kinase At5g15080. Gene Ontology annotation, molecular function: protein kinase activity; ATP binding. The coding region runs from base 296 to 1711 and encodes 471 amino acids. The transcript has 6 exons. The record is from RefSeq and is a predicted model, not a curated record. Lineage: Eukaryota; Viridiplantae; Streptophyta; Magnoliopsida; Brassicales; Cleomaceae. Gene Ontology annotation, biological process: protein phosphorylation.
CAUUUUGCCCGUCAUUCGACAACGCUUGCCCUUUCUGUAUCUCUCCCUUCCUCCCUCCCUCCCUGUCCUCUGCGCAUCUCUCUAUCUCUACAGACAACAAUUCCCUUUUUGACUAAAAAUUCUACGACUGGCAUUUCCAGUGAAUCUCAGACCUGAUUUCGAGGGUUUUCCUCGGUUGGGUUGGGUUCGUUGUGUUUUACCUGGGUUGGGGGGGGGUCUCCAGGGUACGGUUUUCUGAUCAGGAAUCGUAGUGUUCUGUACAUCCCUCCCUUUCUCUGGUUGGUGGUUUUGGGAGAUGGGUUCGGAAGAUAACGGUACUAUUCAAGUGGCAGAUAGUUGGCGAUCGGAGAAGUCAGAUGAGGAUAAGAAGAAGACGAAGAAUGGUAAUAGCAAUGGGGCCGAAGAGGAAGAAGCAAGUGGAUGUUGGGUCAAAUUUAGGUUUAUGAUUGGUUGCUUACCUUCAAGACCAGAUGUUGAUGGUUCCUUGAGUGGUACUACUGGCACUGUGGAAAGUACGUCAGCCAAUGAGAAAUCAAGUGAUCAACCGAUUUUCCCAGUUACCUCUUCGUCAGCCAACGCAGAAAGCUCAUCAUCGACUCCUAUGAUCAGUGAAGAACUGAAGGUUUCUUCUCACCUCAGGAAGUUUACAUUCAACGAUCUUAAGCUGGCAACUAGAAAUUUCAGACCAGAAAGUCUUCUUGGCGAGGGUGGUUUUGGUUGUGUCUUUAAAGGGUGGAUUGAGGAGAAUGGCACUGCUCCUGUUAAGCCUGGUACUGGGCUUACUGUUGCUGUCAAAACCCUAAAUCCUGAUGGACUUCAGGGUCACAAAGAAUGGCUUGCUGAGAUCAAUUUUCUCGGUAACCUUGUUCAUCCUAAUCUUGUGAAACUGAUUGGUUAUUGCAUCGAAGAUGAUCAAAGGCUGCUGGUAUAUGAGUUUAUGCCUCGAGGAAGUUUGGAGAACCACCUUUUCAGAAGGUCUUUACCUCUUCCAUGGUCUAUCCGGAUGAAGAUUGCGCUAGGUGCUGCAAAGGGUCUCAGUUUCCUCCACGAAGAAGCCCUGAAGCCCGUUAUCUAUCGAGAUUUCAAAACCUCAAACAUCUUACUGGAUGCAGACUACAAUGCAAAACUAUCAGAUUUUGGGCUUGCGAAAGAUGCUCCAGAUGAAGGCAAAACCCACGUCUCUACUCGAGUCAUGGGCACAUAUGGCUAUGCCGCCCCUGAGUAUGUAAUGACGGGUCACUUGACAUCCAAGAGUGAUGUUUACAGUUUCGGUGUGGUUCUGCUCGAAAUGCUGACCGGUAGACGAUCGAUGGACAAAAACCGGCCAAAUGGUGAACACAACCUGGUGGAAUGGGCAAGACCACAUCUCCUCGACAGAAGGAGGUUCUACAGGUUACUAGACCCGAGGCUCGAUGGCCAUUUCUCCAUCAAAGGUGCCCAGAAGGCGACCCAACUCGCAGCACAAUGUCUAAGCCGUGACCCUAAGGUAAGGCCGAAGAUGAGCCAAGUGGUGGAAGCCCUCAAACCCCUUUGGCUUCUGAAAGACAUGGCCAGUUCCUCCUACCACUUCCAGAUGAUGCAGGCCGACCGUCUGAGAAACGGGUCAGGUCGUGGCUUAGGGCGGACUCUGUCUAGCCCUCACGGUCCACAUGGUUCUUCUCCAUAUCGCCAUCAGCUUCCAUCCCCUAAGCCUAAAGGGGCAACCGCAUAGCAUAUAUUUUUAGCCCCUUCAUCUAAUUUCUUGAAUCCGGUAAGAAAUUGUCGGUAGAUAGUUUUUUUGUUUUUUUUUAAAGAUGCUUGUCCGCUUGCAUGUGGAAUGUGCUUAUUUGAUUUUCAAAUGGCUCGCCUUCCGGAAAUCGGUAUAAGAAGUGAAAAAGGAGGAAUAUAAAGAAGUGAAAAAGGAGGAAUAGAACUGAUGUUUUGAAUGGAGAUGGCUUUUAUUU